UCUCUAUCUCCACAAAUUUCCCCAGUUUCUACAGGGUCCAUUAAAAUCUUGCUCCUGAUAUGGGUCCAUUAAAAUUCCAAAAAACCCAUUUAGUUUGUCUAUAAAUUAAGCAAGCAAACACCCUUUUGCCAAAACAAAAGAAAAAAAGAAAACCCAGCUCUUUUCCCUCUUCUCUCCCUUUCUCUCUCAAGAUCAUUACUUACCCAUUACCCAAACUGCCAUUUUUACACCAUUUCCACCAUCACCACCCCUCUGAAUAUUACCCAAAUGAAGGAAUAUUGGACAUCUUUAGCCUCACUUCUCGGUGUAUUAGCCUUCUGUCAAACUCUUCUACAGGUUAUUUUCCCACCAGAACUCCGUUUCGCUUCUCUCAAACUCUUUAACUGGAUCUUUAACUCUUUCUCUGCUUACUGCUACUUCGACAUAACCGAAAUUGACGGCGUUAACACCAACGAGCUUUACAAUGCUGUCCAGCUUUAUCUGAGCUCCUCCGUGUCAAUCUCCGGUAGCCGGUUAAGCCUCACUCGUGCUCUCAACUCUAGCGCCAUUACUUUUGGCUUAACUAACAAUGACUCCAUCUUUGACACUUUUAAUGGCGCGACCGUCCAUUGGGAGCAUGUGGUCACUCAGAGACAGUCUCAGACGUUUUCUUGGCGGCCAUUACCGGAGGAAAAGAGAGGUUUCACUCUUCGAAUCAAGAAAAAGGACAAGUCUUUGGUUCUUGAUUCUUAUCUUGAUUACAUUAUGGAUAGAGCUAAUGAUAUUCGAAGGAGAAAUCAAGAUAGGCUUUUGUAUACGAAUUCCAGAGGUGGGUCUUUGGAUUCAAGAGGGCAUCCAUGGGAAUCAGUCCCUUUUAAGCAUCCAAGUACUUUUGAUACUUUGGCCAUGGACCCAGUCAAGAAGCAAGAAAUUUUGCAAGAUUUGAAAGAUUUUGCAAAUGGGCAGUCUUUUUAUCAGAAGACUGGAAGGGCCUGGAAAAGAGGUUACUUGCUUUAUGGUCCUCCUGGUACUGGCAAGUCUAGUAUGAUUGCUGCUAUGGCAAAUUAUCUUGGUUAUGAUAUUUAUGAUCUUGAAUUAACUGAGGUACACACUAAUUCAGAACUUAGGAAACUUUUAAUGAAGACAACUUCAAAGUCUAUUAUUGUUAUUGAGGAUAUUGAUUGUUCUAUUAAUUUGAGCAAUAGAAAGAAGAGUAAUACUAAUUCAAUGGCCAGGAGUUACUAUGAUCAAGAAAUGAGAUCUGGGUCUGGUGGUGCUAGUGGUGAAGAUGGUGGAAAUUCAAUAACUCUAUCCGGGUUAUUGAAUUUUACUGAUGGGUUGUGGUCAUGUUGUGGAAGUGAAAGGAUUUUUGUGUUCACAACUAAUCACAUUGAGAAGCUUGAUCCUGCAUUGUUAAGGAGUGGCAGAAUGGACAUGCAUAUUUUCAUGAGUUACUGUUCAUUCCCAGCAUUGAAGAUUUUGUUAAAGAACUACUUGGGAUAUGAUCAUGAAAAAGAAGGUGACUUGGAAGAUGGAAUUUUGGAAGAACUAGAGCAGGUUAUCAAUGAGGCAGAGAUGACACCAGCUGAUGUUAGUGAGGUCUUGAUCAAGCAUAGGAGAAACAAGAACAGGGCUUUAAGGGAGUUACUUGGAGCACUGAAAGAAAGGGCAGAGAGGAAUUUGAAGAAUGGAGGUUUAAGAGAAAAGAACUUGAAUGAUAUUGUUGAAGAGGAAGAGCAAGAGAAAAGAGCCCUAGAGAGUCCUAAAGAAGGUUGUGAAUGUGAAGAGGAGAAUUGCAAGAAAGGAGAAGAUCAUGAUGAUGAGAAGAUUAAAUGAUAUAGAAAAUGAAGGCUUAGCUUUUUUCUUUUUCAAUUUUUUUUUUCUUAUUAAAUCUUUUGUGAUGGAGAAAGAUAAAGAUUGAAAAGAAAAUAGUUAGAAUGGUUAUUGGGAGUAUUAAAAUCUUGAAAAUUUUGUUGGUGGGCUAGUAGCUGGUGGUGGGGGAUGGAAAUGGAAUUGGAAUUGGAAUUGGAAUUGGAAGCUUGGAGGGAAGUGAAAACUGUAAUGGAUAAUAUUAGGUCUCCAAUUUUUCUUAAUGUCUGAUAUUAUAUAAUAUGAUAUUUUUAACUAA
Molecule: messenger RNA, 2107 nt
Organism: Ricinus communis (castor bean)
Lineage: Eukaryota; Viridiplantae; Streptophyta; Magnoliopsida; Malpighiales; Euphorbiaceae
Product: AAA-ATPase At5g57480
Exons: 1
Coding region: 268-1815 (515 amino acids)
Molecular function (GO): ATP binding; ATP hydrolysis activity
Source: RefSeq, a predicted model, not a curated record